Leptomonas pyrrhocoris is the source of this 830-nucleotide messenger RNA. Its product is annotated as putative 60s ribosomal protein L24. The record is from RefSeq and is a predicted model, not a curated record. The transcript has a single exon. The coding region runs from base 258 to 830 and encodes 190 amino acids. Lineage: Eukaryota; Euglenozoa; Kinetoplastea; Trypanosomatida; Trypanosomatidae. Gene Ontology annotation, biological process: ribosomal large subunit biogenesis. Gene Ontology annotation, cellular component: nucleolus.
AGUACUCCGUCACGGCGUUCUUUUAUUUCAGAACGUGGAGGGCAGCUUUCUCAAAAAGAAAAAAACUGCCUCGCUUUUCUGUGUCGUCUUCUUCGAUCAUCAUCUCGAUUUUUCAAACUUUUCACCGUCUAUUCGCACCGUCCGCGAAGGAGAAAACAAACAGAAAGGGAAACAAACGACGAGCCACACCAACUGGCACUUGUACGCACCUGCACAGGCUUCCUCUUUCCUUCCUUUAUUAUUAUUAUUAGUUCACCAUGCGAAUUGAGCAGUGCUCCUUCUGCAGUGCGCCGGUCUACCCAGGUCACGGGCAGAUGUUCGUGCGCAACGACUGCAAGAUCUUCCGCUUCUGCUCUAGCAAGUGUCGCAAGAACUUCGGCAUGAAGCGCAACCCGAUGAAGCUGAAGUGGACCAAGACGUUCCGCAAGGCGAACGGCAAGGAGCUGGCAGUGGAUAGCACGAUGAACUUCGAGCAGCGUCGCAACCUCCCAGUGAAGUACAAUCGUGAGCUAUUGGGUGACACCUUGAAGGUGAUGAAGCGGGUCGAGAAGAUCCAGCAGCGCCGCCAGGCGGAUCUGUGGGCGAAGCGUAUGGAGAAGGCGCGUCUGCACGAGAAGCAGGAGGCCGCCACGGCGCUGCGGCACAACAUCGACUGGGUCGAGGACGUCGAGGUGAAGCACAAGGCGCGCGACGACCUCGUGGCCAUCCAGCAGGAACGCGAAGCAAAGAAGGCACAGCGCCGCGAGGCUAACAAGAAGCGCGCGCAGAAGCAGCGCCAAGCCGAAAAAGCCACGGGCACCUCAGCCUUCCGCUCCGCCAAGAAGAAGUAG